Vitrella brassicaformis is the source of this 2966-nucleotide messenger RNA. NCBI's taxonomy places the organism in Eukaryota, Vitrellaceae. The record is from the annotation of a GenBank genome assembly.
CCUGAAACCGCUGCUGCUUCAAACACAUCGCGAACGAGAUGACCUCGACCAAGAAGACCAGCGAGAAAGGCCUCAUAGAGAGGAUCAGGCUCUUUCAACGCUCAAGCAAGGCCAACAAACGAUGGUCAGCAACUCUAGUCUCGAUUGCAACAGCAGCAGGCGGCCUGACGGCCACGUCUCGAUUACAAACAAUACAAGGCAAACCACGAGAAUCACACAGUUUUCUGGCUGUGGGUGUUUGUCUGAACAGUGCCGACUGUCUGGAGAUUGGGCCUUCAUAUGUCUGCAUCCUACCACACAACUUCCUCACGUUUGUCUGCACCACAUGUUCGGGAAUCCAGUUCAGUAUUCAGUGGGGCUGGCACGGACUUAACUGGUCACCUGGCUGGCUGAGCGGGUCAGAGGUGUGUGUGUGUGUGUGUGUGUGUGGUAGUCGUGAGUUCAACCACAAGGUGGGAGGAACCAUGCAGAUAGAGAUAAUAUCUGUGUGGUCUGCCUUGCGCCAUGCAUCCUCUGUGCACUCCCCUCCUCUGUGCGCUCCCCACACUCGUGUUCGUGCGUGCGCGUGUGUACAAGGUCAAGGGAGUUUCGGUGUCCAAGUGGACGCCGGAAGAGGUCGAAGACAUCGAAAACGGAGGAAAUGAGGUAGGCAACGCGAGCAGCAUUAUGUGGAGCCGCAUCUCCCGUAUGUGUGCUGUGUGUAUGCUUGCGUAUGUGUACCUGUACGUGAUGUGUUCAGAAAGCCAAUGACUUCUAUCUUGCUCGCUGGACCCCCCGCGACUUCCCGGAGCCGGAGGCGAACCAGAUUGAGAAGGUCAGGCUGAUGUUGUGCAAAGGCAGGUGUGGAUAGAAGUGGCCUCACUGCCUUCUCCUCUCCUCAGAUUCGGGACUUCAUUCGCAUCAAAUACGUGGAGAAAAGGUACCCACAACACAUACAACGCACCCGCCAGUCUUAGGUGAGAUUGUGACCAGGUGGGUGAGGGGCGGUGGUGGUUCGAGCGACCAUAGGGGGAGGGGUCGCGAUGACGAUGACCGAUAUGAAAGGGAGAUGGAGAGGGAGGGGAAACGCGACACCGAGAGAAGGGAAAGGGCACAGCGUGAGGCAAGGUGAGCGCAACUUCACGGAGGACACCUGUACGUCCAUAUGUUCGUUCGUCUGGUUAGGCGUGCAAGGGAAAGAGGACGUGAGAGGGAACGAGAAAGGGACCGACACGGGCGGGACAGGAGGUGAGACGAUUGUUGCAGGCAAAGCAAAGCAUUGAAAGCUACUGGUAUUUAGACACUAUGACAGUGGUGAUGACGAGAGGCGGAGCGAUUCUGACGAGGGGGAGAAGCGCCAUACCCGGAGAGCUAAGGACAAGACAAGAAAGGACCGAAGAAGUGAGAUUACAAUUCCACUUAACUGUCCGAGCACCUGACCAAGCAAUUUCGGUUGUACACACAUUCGCUCAGGGCGAAGGUCGUCAGCCGAUGACGACGAGGAUUUUGAUGUCUUAUCCGGCCCCCCUCUCUCGACGACUCAUGUAGCUAAGUCCGGCACUUCCCCUGCAGACGGGUGGGGGAGUUUCACUGGCGCACUCGCGCCGCAGCCCAGCAUGGCGCUGUCCCCGCAAGCGAUGAACCCCAUGGCUACCAUGCAGAGCAACAUCAGCCUCCCUGUCGACCUGUUCUCGGAGCCACAGAUGGGCAUGACUCUUUCUGGGAUGUCCUCGAUGGGUUCCAUGGGCCUUCAGAACGGUAUGUCACAGGGGAUUGGGUGGCAGGCGACCUCCUCCAUGGGCAUGAGGCCACACGCAAUGGACCCGUUCGCUGGGAUUGAUGGAAUCAAGGCCCAGCAAUCUGCAGCAACACUCGUAAUCCGCGCACACAUAAGCGAGAACGAAAGUCACAACACGCAUCUGUCCUGUUGCCGUGUCUGGUAGAACGCCGCUUUGCCGACGAACCAGUCGGUGGUAAUGACCGGUAUGGGUCACGGAAUGGGCGUGGCGGGUGGGUCGCAAACGGGCAUGCCACAGAUACCUCAGACACCCACUGCUCUUGGCAUCCAGCAGGCGAUGGUUCAUCCCUGCGGAACAACGGUACGAUGAGCCACAAAGGCAGCUGGCCAAAUGACACGUCAUCUGUUGUGGGAUGGUUGGCAGGGUGGGUUUGGCGGUUCGAUGUCAAUGCUGCCCACAUCAGUGGCGCCCGACCCCUCAAACCCCUUCUCCGUCAGCAGCCCGCGGACCAAUGGAGGCCUUUACGCCAUGGGCAUGGCACAUUUUGCGCAGACGAUGGGAGCGGGCCCGGCAGCGUCACACGUGAUCGGCAUGCAGUCGGGGCGAAUGGGGCAGUCUCCGGCCGACGUGACGCCCGUGUCUCUCACUCCGUCCAGCAAGAUGUUUCAGCAGCAGCAGCAGCAGCAGGCCAAGCAGGGAGAGCAGCCGGCGAUGUUUCAUGAUCUGCUUGGAGGUAUGAUGCGAAGAACACUCGGGGAAAUGCGAGCCAAUGAAGUAAUGCGCGUCCCUCACCUCAUGGAUGCAGAGUUCAAUCGUCUGGCCCUUCAGAGCACUUCUUCGAUCCCAACCACAUCUCAGGCGUCGACAAUGGUGAGGAAAUCUCAGCAAAUCUCUUCAUUUAUUGUCGGUUGCUCUUGUAUCCUCAAGGCCCACAACGACUCGAAAAGAGCGGGAGGCAAUCCAUUUGAUCAAUGGACAUGCUGAGGUCACUGAGGGUAGAUGCGCUCAUCUGAGACAUUAUGCAAUUACAUGGAGUCAGUAAUGUGAAUGCAUAGACCAGUAUAUCAACAGCGACAAUGUCCCAUAGACCAGUAAUGCGAUGCCCAUCGAAUUGGGAUGGCCAGAUCAAACGAACGAAGAAUGAACUCGGGAAUGAAUGGGACGUCAGGGAGGGUACAUGCCAUCACGGGCUUCGUUCUUCAGUGCACUCACCCAUGACCAGCGGCCGUUGCCAACCCACCUGAACCA